ACUGAAAAUGGCUCUUUACAGACAACUUUUACCCAUCUUGGACAGUGCUAGGUCAUUCUCCCACUGCUGGAGGCCAGAUCCACCCCAUCCCACCACAAACGGUGCUUCCCUUCCUCAUUCAGCUGUGCCCCACUUCAGGGAAUUUGGGCGUUUCAUCUUUACUCCAUCUGUACAUGUGUCAGAUGCUCUGAACUCAAUCUGUAAGAUAACGAGGCACUAGGCUGAGCUUGUCCUUAGGAUAUGCAGCAGCACACGAACAAAGUUAGCGAGCCGAGUCUCCUCAGCACCACCCUCGGCUCCGCCGUCCGCAGACCUGGAACCAUCCCUACAGCCUUGGGCUGGGAGCGCUAAAACACCCCAACACCCGGGAGCAGAAGAGGAAGGGCUCGUUUUCGGUUAUUUCGGUGUUCAAGGAAUACAGUGUGAGCCAUUUCACGUGGAACCGAAGCGGAGCGGGGCGGGCUGGCAGGGGGUGCUCGGCGGGGGGAGCCCCGCGGGCCUGGGCGGCGGCAGCGGCACCGCGCAGGUACCGCCGGGGAGGCACCGCCGCUGCCCCCGGACCGCGCCUGGACCCCCGGGCCCCCUCGGCGCCUCGGGCGGCCGCGAAGAUGGCGGAGGGUCCGCGCCCCGCUGUCCCCGCACUCACCUGUCAGACACGGCCGGGUCAGACACGGCGGGCGCGAAGGGGCAGGGCCGCGGGUGGCGCGGAGCAGGAGGACGGGGAGGAUGAGGACGGCGAGGAGGAGGAGAAGGGCGGGAGGGGCAGCGGCGGCAGCAGCAGCAACACCAACGAUCCCGACGCCGCUCGGGCAGGACGCGCCUCCCCGGUGCGGAGCCCUCAAGGCGACAUCCGGCGGAAGCGGCGCGGCCCCCGCUCCGGGCCGCGAUGGCGACGGGCAGGGGCUGGGGGAGCCUCCCGGGACAGGGAAUGGCACUGGGCCCGGGAGAGCCACCCGCUGGGGGAGCAGCCCGCGGGAUCGGGAAUGGCAGCGGGCAGGAGCUGCCCCGCCGCCGCCCCGCGGCUCAUCCCCGCUGACCCAGGUCAGCCCGGGGUCAGCUCAGUGCUGGUGUUUAAACAGCUCAGUUGUGUUUCAUCCCGACUGUCGCCUCUCGGGGAUUAUCUAGCUGCCUCAGAAGAGGUCUGUGAAAAGGCCAGAAGAACAUGUGCCUCAGUGAGGGCUGGAAAUAUUAAAUUUUCUUUUCAUGUGCUUGCCAGCUACAAGUCUGCCAGCAGUUCUUUUUUGUCUUCUUUUUCCUUUCUAUCCACUUCUGUGCAGUCAUGUCUUAAUUAAAGCUGUAUUAAACACCGACAAAAAUAGUGAUUUACCUAUUUACUAGCUUAUUUUUCAUUACUGGAGGUCAUUCUCCAAGAUAACCAGCCUAACUGGUUGAGCACUUCCCACAAUUGUAUCCUAUUCGCUUCUUCAAAGCCACCAAAAGGGAGCAAAAUGAAUAGCUAAAUGGCUUUAAGGAGUGGAAAAGAAGGGAGACUGAAGAAGAGAGACAGGCAAAAGAAAAGGGACAAGAGGUAGAACAGAGUUGCCUGGAGGAAGCCUGAACACAGCCUGACCAAAUGCCACCGUUUGAUGCUUUGAAUUCUUUCUCCAGAUGGUGCAGUUGCAGUGGCUCAGCCAUCUCAGCCAAGGCACAACUCAAGUCCUCAGCUGUUCAGUUCCUAACUAAAUAUUUUUCAAGCCUUAUUAUCCCUACUAAAAUUACUUUGCCCUAAUAUAACACUACUGUACCAUAACAGCUUUAGCUGUAACUGUGAAGGAAAAAACUGUCCAGUGAGAGCACAAGGACCCAUGUUUGAGAUUUCCCUGGGAAAACAUUUGGCAAAUUUGUUGUCCUCUGGAGCAGCUCUCUCUCUAGCAGCUGGGCAUAAUACAGAGAUGACCAUUUUUUUCCUGAAGAAAUGUAAAAUACUAAAUUAAACAAAGACAGGGGUUUAAAUAACUUUAUCCUUGGCAGAGGGUGCUUCACCUGAAAAUUAACAGGAAAUCCCAAAUAGCCUGGAAGUAUCCUACAUCUGUACAGAUGCCUUUGGUUUUUCAACGAGAAAAGAACAAGGAGUGGCCUGUUGUCACUCCAGCUCUGCUACUGGUUUGGUUUUGUUGUGGCAGUGCAAGAAUAGCAGGCACUCUGUAAUGUACAGGAGAAAGAGCAGAACAAAAGACUGCUUUUCACAAAUUACCUGUUUUAAAAAAAGAGACAAAGAUAGGAAUACAGGAGCCUGAGGAAACGGGAGGGGCAGUACCAGUCAGCAUCUCUUCAACAGCUAAGAAGCCUUCGUAAUAAGUAUUGUAAUAAGUUGAGUGAGAAAAGUUAGGUUGUCCUGGACAUCACCUUCCAGACGUACUUCUGAAUAACAGCUGAAUCUCCCAAAUUAACAUUUUCCAAAGCUGUAAAAGUAGCAGGAAAAAACAAAGCCUCCUAUCCAGAGUUCAAACCAAAAGUAAGAAAAACAAACAAACAAAAAGAUUUAAGAGGUCAAGCAUUACUUCUUCCUAUAGGAAUGCUUCUAAUAACUCCUUCCUAAAAGAGCCAUUUCCUAUAUCGUUAUUCAUUCACCUUAUGCUGUACAAAAACAUUUGGAAACUGUCCAUCAUAGCACUCUUUCCAUCACACUUGAGAUAGCAAACCUAAAUGCAAAUACAACAUCCUACUUAUAUAUUUAGCAUACAUGUAUUACAUUUUUACUACAAAGCCAUCUGUCUUCUCUGGAGCAAGCUGAAGCCAAUCCUCUUCCCUGAACCAGGUCGUUUAAGAGAGCAGAUUCAAGUGAACAACAGCAGAUUAGUUAAGAAUGGGAGGUAUUUACCUCCCAUUUUAGAUAACAUUCAGGUUGUUUGCUCUCCACCUAAGUGGAUCACUUAGACAAAUAUUUUCUGGAGAGCUAUGACUCCGAGGCAGGAGCAGACUUCCUAGAGGAAUUCUCCAGGGAGACGAGGAAAAAGGAUAGCUCUAUAGCUGAGAUGGGUGAACUGGAAGUCUUACAUAUCAGAGCAAGUGAACAGGAAGAUGAAAAAGAAGAAGGUUGGACAUGAAGUAUGGGAAAAAGCCCUUAAUAUUCCUAGGCAAAUCUGAAAACCGAGGACAAGCAUGUUUCAGGAGUCUGUGCAUUCUAGGCAGGGGUCAAAUACCAGGUUUGUUCAGAAUUUACUUCAUCCUGUGGUUCACCAUCUUCUUGUUUAACUUGCAGGAGAACUAAAAUGUUCUCCUCCAGUUUGAUGGAGGUUGCAUUUCCCUUUAUCUUCAUAGACAGCAAAAGUCUGUCACUGAUUUGCAGCUGGUUGGAUUUUCAGGUGAAAUUAAAGUCUUCCCAGUGGUGACAGGAAAGUUUUCCUCUUGUUUGUGGUGUUUGAAAAUAGUCAGCAGACUUCAGGAGAUGUGUAAAUUAAGUCUCAAAGGCAUUUAUAUGUCACUUCAGGCACUCUUCUGUUUAUGCGAGGUGGAGUAAAAGUUCUGAGGUUUCAGCGAGGUGCACUACAGAAAUCAGGCUGCUUUAUUUUCAACACAAAGAGCUUUGAAAGUACAGAGCAAGUCUGGAGGGGAGCGAGAUGAAAGAUGAGACAGGUGACAUAAAACACCUGAUCCUGAAAGUGUCUUCGGUUAAAGGCUUGGGAGGUCUCUCCCUUGUUUGUUUUGUGAAAAUGUUUGGGUUUGUCUCUGUCAUCCUUUGUGUCUCCUUCUUUGCCUCUCAUUAUCCAGAACUUGUCACUUGGUGCUCACCAGCCUUGCUGCAGUGAAGUGCUUUGUUUGUCUGGGCAAGACAGAAACUGUAGUUGUUUCUGACUGUCAGGUUCUAAAGUGCCUGUAUAGAAGUUCUCAAUAGCUAUUACUAGGAAAAUAAGAAUCUCUUUUCUCCAUGAUCUAUAAGGACUUUUUUUUUAUGUUUCCCUCUGCUGUGUAGCCUGAACACCACUGUGUACACCUGCUCAUUGGUGUGUGUCACACAUCCAUUUUUCGUCAUGUACAGACCCACCUCUGCCUCUCAGGGUAGAAGUAACUAUUCCAAAAGAGCUUCACUCACAGGAGAGCUGCUUGUUAACUCUGUUGUCUCCCUAUGAAAUGCUGGUUUGUAUGUCCAUAUUACUAGUUAUAUUUUUGAUGGAUUUGUGUAGCUUGUUUGGUUACAUUAGGAAAAUCAUAGAAGAAAAAACUACAGAUUUUUUUUAUCUGGAACAAUCAAAUGAGCAAGUAAUUGAUGUGGUAAAGGAUAUUCUCUUUAUUUCUACAAAGCUCAGUCUCCAAUUACUGUGUUUUCAUGCCAAACAGUGACUCAGCAAUAAGUAAUCUGUAAAGUAAUGAUAAGUAAAGUCAAUAAAAAGUAAUCUGUGUACAUUCCA
Pseudopipra pipra is the source of this 4349-nucleotide messenger RNA. RefSeq lists its product as uncharacterized. The transcript has 2 exons. Lineage: Eukaryota; Metazoa; Chordata; Aves; Passeriformes; Pipridae. The coding region runs from base 609 to 1292 and encodes 227 amino acids. The record is from RefSeq and is a predicted model, not a curated record.